Molecule: messenger RNA, 4067 nt
Organism: Cyprinodon tularosa
Lineage: Eukaryota; Metazoa; Chordata; Actinopteri; Cyprinodontiformes; Cyprinodontidae
Product: ephrin type-A receptor 7-like
Exons: 18
Coding region: 102-3149 (1015 amino acids)
Biological process (GO): protein phosphorylation; cell surface receptor protein tyrosine kinase signaling pathway; axon guidance
Cellular component (GO): neuron projection; plasma membrane
Molecular function (GO): protein binding; ATP binding; transmembrane-ephrin receptor activity
Source: RefSeq, a predicted model, not a curated record
CAUCCAGACGGUGGCUGCGCAGCGCAGCAUCUAGACGACGCGUCUCUGCUGCGACAGGCGGACAGAAAUGAGCAGAACCCCGCAGAGCGGAGCCAGAGACCAUGGAUCCCUGUAGAACCCUGACGGUGCUGCUGUGGAUUUUAUUCCUGAAGCGGAUCCAAGACUGCCGAGGAGAGGAAGUGGUGCUGCUGAACUCCAAGGAGACACAGGCAGAGCUCGGCUGGACCUCUUAUCCCCCCAACGGAUGGGAGGAGAUCAGCGGCGUGGACGAGAAGUACAAACCUAUCCGGACCUACCAGGUGUGCAAUGUGAUGGAGCCCACCCAGCAGAACAACUGGCUGCAGACGGGCUGGGUGACCCGCCGAGGAGGACAGCGCAUUUUUGUGGAGCUUCAGUUCACGCUGCGUGACUGUAACAGCAUCCCCGGCGUGGCCGGGACCUGCAAGGAGACCUUCAAUCUUCUGUACGUGGAGUCGGACCGGGACCUGGAUGGGGUGACACGGGAGGACCGCUACACCAAGAUCGAUACCAUCGCUGCAGAUGAGAGCUUCACUCAGGGCGACCUAGGAGAGAGGAAGAUGAAGCUGAACACUGAGGUGCGAGAGAUCGGCCACCUGAACAGGAAGGGCUUCCAUCUGGCCUUCCAGGAUGUCGGCGCCUGCGUCGCUCUGGUGGCCGUGCGUGUUUACUACAAACGCUGCCUGGCAACCGUCCAGAACCUGGCCGUGUUCCCCGACACGGUGGCCGAGGCGGCCUUCGCCACUCUGGUGGAGGUCCGCGGCGCCUGUGUCAACAACUCUGAGUUGGACACGGACAGCCCUCCCAGGAUGCACUGCAGCGCUGAGGGCGAGUGGCUGGUGCCCAUCGGGAAGUGCAGCUGCAGCGCGGGCUACGAGGAGGGACACAGCAGCUGUGAAGCGUGCCCCCCCGGAUCCUACAAGAUGUCUUCCAGACAGCAGGAGUGUUUUCCUUGUCCUGCCAAUAGCGUGGCGGAGGAGGAAGGAUCUGUGGUGUGUGUGUGCGAAGAAGACCACUUCCGGACUCCUCUGGACAGCCCCUCUGCCCCCUGCACACGGCCACCCUCCCCACCCAGAGACCUGGUGUUCUCCCUCAGGCAGUCCUCCCUGGUCCUGGACUGGGCCCCGCCCUCGGACGCCGGGGGCCGCGUGGACCUGACCUACAGCGUGGGCUGCCAGCGCUGCGUGGCGGCGCGCUGCGAGCCCUGCGGGCCCAGCGUGGGCUUCGUUCCUCAGCAGGUGGGCCUGAUGGAGCGGACGGUGACGGUGGUCAACCUGCUGCCCAACGCCAACUACUCCUUCACGGUGGAGGCGCUGAACGGCGUGUCGGAGCUGCUGCCCAGCAAAAGGUUCUACACCCAGGUCAACGUGUCCACUAGUCAGCCCGCUCCAUCUCUGGUCAGCGAGCUGCGAGCGGAGAAGAUUGAGGAGAAGAGCGUUACGCUGGUGUGGAGAGAGCCCUCCUACCCCAACAGCAGCCGCACCGAGUAUGAAGUCAAGUACUACGAGAAGGAACAGAAGGAUCAGAGUUAUUCCACCGUGAAGACAUCAGCCACUCGGAUCAGCGUCCAUAACCUGAAACCAGGAACCACUUAUGUCUUCCUCAUCCGUCCCUUCUUAAGUCCAGCUCCUUCCUCCUUCUCUUCUUCCUCUUCUCUCUCAUCAACCUCUUCUACUUCCUCCUCCUCUUCUUCCUCCUCCUCCCCUCCCCCCAUUGACUACGGUGCGUACAGCGCCCCCCUGGAGCUGCAGACUCUGGGAGAGCUGGCCCUGGCGUCCAGCGAACAGAACCCGGUGGUGAUCAUCAUCAUCGUGUCUGUGGCCGCCCUCGUCAUGCUGCUCUCCAUGGGGGUGGGACUGCUCAUCUGGAGAAGGCAGUGCGGCUACAGCAAAGCUUCCCAGGAAGGAGACGAGGAACUUUACUUCCAGUUUAAAAUCCCAACCCGGAGAACCUACAUCGACCCGGAGACCUGUGAGGACCUGCUGCAGGCCGUGCACGCCUUCGCCAAGGAGCUGGACAACCAGAGCAUCAAGAUAGAGAGAAUCAUGCACACAGGUGACUUUGGGGAGGUGUGCCGCGGCUGCCUGAGGCUCCCCAGUAAGAGAGAGCUGCCGGUGGCCAUCAAGACGCUGAGGGCCGGCUGCUCCGACCAGCAGCGGCGCUCCUUCCUGAGCGAGGCCGGAAUCCUGGGACAGUUCGACCACGGGAACAUCAUCCGCCUGGAAGGGGUCAUCACCACAGGAAACACCAUGAUGAUCGUGGAGGAGAGCAUGGCCAACGGCGCCAUGGACGCCUUCCUCAGGAAACACGAAGGCCAGCUGAGCGCCAUGCAGCUGAUGGACAUGCUGAGCGGCGUGGCUUCAGGCAUGAAGUACCUCACUGAGAUGGGCUUUGUCCACAAGCGGUUGGCGGCGCACAAGGUUUUGGUCAACUCCAACCUGACCUGCAAGGUUUCAGGCUUCAGGCCUCUUCAGGAGGAAAAGAUCGAGGCCAUCUACACCACGCUGCAUGGGGGGAAGAGCGUGGUUCUGUGGACCGCUCCAGAAGCCAUCCAGUACCAUCGCUUCUCUUCAGCCUCUGACGUCUGGAGCUUCGGCAUCGUCAUGUGGGAGGUCAUGUCCUACGGAGAGAGACCCUACUGGGACAUGGGAACCCAGGAUGUAAUCAAGGCCAUCGAGGACGGCUUCAGGCUGCCGGCUCCGGUCAACUGUCCUCCACAUCUGCAUCAGCUGAUGCUGGACUGCUGGCAGAAGGAGCGGACGGAGCGGCCCACUUUCAGCCAGAUCCACUCGGCGCUCAGUAAGAGCGUCUGCUCUCCGGACGGGAUCAGCUCGUCCACUCUGGCCCGCAGGACCCUGAGCUCCUCCAUCGGCCUGGCCGAGCCGCCGCUGCCCACCAUCUCGUCCUUCAGCUCCGUGGGGGAGUGGCUGGAUGCGGUGGACAUGGGUCGAUACAAGGACAACUUCACCGCGGCCGGGUACUGCUACCUGGAAUCUGUGGCCCGGAUGACCGUGCAGGACGUCCUGAGCCUCGGCAUCACCUCCCUGGACCAUCAGAAGCUGAUCCUGGCCGCCAUUCAGACGCUCAGGGCGCAGGUGAUCCAGAUGCAUGGCCGGGGGGUGCAGGUCUGACCGGUGGAGCGGGCCUAGCGCCGACGGAGGAGCUCUGGCACACCGAGAGGAAGACUCCGCUUCCAUUCCUUCACCUGAGGACCUCAGAGGAGCCGCGCUGCACGUCCUUCCUGUCCUCUGCUGGCCGGACCAGAGCUUUGGCCCGGCGGCUGAUUUUGGUGGAACAACCCUUUAAGACAAACCUUCUGAUGUGGCCAUCCGGCGCCGCUCCAACGCUGAGGGCUGCUGGCUUCGUCGAUGUGGGCGGGGCUUUAGUCAGCGGCGGCGGCGGCACGCUGCUUCUGGCCCAUUGAGUCUGAUGGUGAAACGAACGCAGUGAAAGGUUCCAACUUCUCUCCUCCUUGGUGCUUUUCUUCGUGCCGGAUGAGGAACCGCUGCGUCACGCGAAGAACAUUGUAAAAAAAGUUCAAGAUGGAGGCUUCAGUCUGAGCAGCUCCUCCAUCCAAACCCGCCCAGGUUCCCUCCUCUACAGAGGGGGCCACCAGGGGGCGCUACAGGGGUCAGACAACUGGGAGAAAAUUAGCUGAAAAAAUGUUUUUUUUCUAUUUUCAUAAAAUUAUGUUAUUUGCUUUUAAUUAAUAUAAAGUAUAAGUUGCAAAGAAAGGAGGGUGGCGUCCCACAGACUGGACAAACAUGGAGCUCAUCUACACUGACUUUAAGCCCCGCCCUCCCGCUACACACCCAAUCAGGUUGGUUUCUGUUGCUCUGCUCUCAUUGGUUGAUAACAUAAAAAAUAUUCUUUAGCCAAACAAACAGAAUAAUCAUAUAAUUGGAGUUAAAAUGAAGAUUAAUUCAUAUUAUUUUCAGGUAGUUUGUUUAAGGAAAAGUCGCUCAUAAUCAGAAUUUAAACUUUUUAAAGUUCUUUAAAUCUGAAAUGAUUCCAUCCUGUUCAAUAAAUGAUCAGUGUUUUUAAUUCAG